Messenger RNA from Harmonia axyridis, 376 nucleotides. RefSeq names its product holotricin-3-like. The record is from RefSeq and is a predicted model, not a curated record. The transcript has 2 exons. NCBI's taxonomy places the organism in Eukaryota, Metazoa, Arthropoda, Insecta, Coleoptera, Coccinellidae. The coding region runs from base 61 to 300 and encodes 79 amino acids.
AAAAGAACACGAUCUGUAUUAUUCGAGAAUUAUUGUCUUCUAGGUUGAACAUUUUACAAUAUGCUGAAGCUAUACGUUCUCAUCAUCGUUGCCGCUAUGUUAGGGACUGUCCUCUGUGAAGCUCAUGGAUGGUAUAGCCAUGGAGGCAAUAGAGGAUAUGGAGGUGGUCAUGGUCAUGGAGGCGGCUAUGGAGGUGGUCAUGGUCAUGGAGGUUGGCAUGGUCAUGGAGGUUGGCAUGGUCAUGGAGGUUGGCAUGGUCAUGGAGGUCAUAGAGGUGGACACGGUCAUGGUUGGCAUUGAUGAAGUUUAAAUUCAUGAACGAUUUGAUUUGACAAUAGAGCUUGUUGAGAUUCUUCAAUAUAAAUAUAUAAGAGCA